Messenger RNA from Neltuma alba, 2271 nucleotides. Its product is annotated as 3-ketoacyl-CoA synthase 11-like. The record is from RefSeq and is a predicted model, not a curated record. Gene Ontology annotation, cellular component: membrane. Lineage: Eukaryota; Viridiplantae; Streptophyta; Magnoliopsida; Fabales; Fabaceae. Gene Ontology annotation, molecular function: acyltransferase activity, transferring groups other than amino-acyl groups. Gene Ontology annotation, biological process: fatty acid biosynthetic process.
CGCGAGGAUCUAACAGGGCAAAGUCCAAAUUCCAGACUAGUGCUGGCUGGCGACGUCCGUUUACAACGGCAAUGUCGUUGUGACUCGUCCGGUCAAUACGCGACUACGCCGCCCUGAACGAUUAUUCCCUUUUUAAGCUCUCCCAUUUUUGGCCUCAUUUCAUUUUUUCUUCCCCUUCACCGUCUCUUUCGAUUCCUCUUUGCUCUCUAUCUGCGAGAUUUCUGCGAUCUGUGGUCGGAUUGGCAUUCAAGGAAACAUGGCGGAGGAUAAACCAGAUACACCAUUGGUACCACCAUCAUCGCGGAACCUUCCCGAUUUCAAAAAGUCUGUUAAAUUGAAGUAUGUCAAGCUUGGUUAUCAUUACCUCAUCACCCAUGGGAUGUACCUCUUUGUUUCGCCUCUCGUGGUGUUAAUUGCAGCACAGCUCUCGACUUUCUCCCUCCAGGACCUCUAUGAUCUUUGGGAGCAUCUACAGUACAAUUUAAUAUCUGUUAUUAUUUGCUCAACACUCCUUGUUUUUCUGUCUACCCUCUACUUUAUGACCCGCCCUCGACCAGUUUAUCUCGUCAAUUUCUCCUGUUACAAGCCUGACGAAUCUCGAAUAUGCACGAAAAGGAUGUUUGUAGAUCAAUCCCAGAUGACUGGUUCUUUUACAGAGGAAAAUCUUGCAUUCCAGCGUAAGAUCCUAGAGAGGUCUGGUCUUGGAGAAAACACUUACCUUCCAGAGGCUGUCCUCAACAUUCCUCCUAACCCUUCAAUGGCAGAGGCCAGGAAAGAAGCUGAGGCUGUGAUGUUUGGUGCUAUUGAUGAGCUAUUUGCCAAGACCUCUGUAAAGCCCAAGGACAUAGGAAUUCUAAUCGUGAAUUGCAGCCUUUUUAACCCAACUCCAUCACUGUCUGCGAUGGUUGUCAAUCAUUACAAGUUACGAGGGAAUAUAAAGAGCUACAAUCUUGGUGGGAUGGGUUGUAGUGCAGGACUAAUCUCAAUUGAUCUUGCCAAAGAUCUUCUCCAGGUCCAUCCGAACUCAUAUGCAUUGGUUAUUAGCAUGGAGAACAUCACAUUAAACUGGUAUUUCGGAAAUGACCGCUCAAAGCUUGUCUCGAAUUGUUUGUUCCGUAUGGGAGGAGCUGCAGUUCUGCUUUCAAACAAAUCCUCCGACAGGAGAAGAUCCAAAUACCGGUUGGUCCAUACUGUUCGGACUAACAAGGCUGCCGAUGACAAGUGCUUUUCCUGUGUUACCCAAGAAGAAGACACUGAAGGCAAGGUUGGUGUCACUUUGUCAAAGGAUCUCAUGGCUGUUGCAGGUGAUGCUUUAAAAACCAACAUUACCACACUGGGACCUCUUGUCCUUCCAAUGUCAGAGCAGUUGCUAUUCUUUGCUACUUUAGUCGGGAAGAAGCUUUUCAAGAUGAAGAUCAAACCUUACAUUCCAGAUUUCAAGCUAGCUUUUGAUCACUUCUGCAUCCAUGGGGGUAGAGCUGUGCUGGAUGAACUGGAGAAGAACUUGCAGCUGUCUCCUUGGCAUAUGGAACCAUCAAGGAUGACUCUUUAUCGGUUUGGCAACACAUCUAGCAGUUCAUUGUGGUACGAAUUGGCUUACACGGAAGCCAAAGGGAGGAUAAGGAAGGGAGACAGAACAUGGCAGAUAGCAUUUGGUUCUGGAUUCAAGUGUAACAGCGCAGUGUGGAAGGCACUCAGAACCAUCAAGCCUGAGAAGGAGAAGAACCCUUGGAUGAAUGAGAUUCACAACUUCCCUGUUGAUGUUCCCAGGGUGUCAACCAUCUAAAUGAUGAAUAGAUUCUCGGUAGAGCAUUUGCUUUAAUUCAAUGCAAAGCAAAGAACCUUACCAGCUUAACAUGCCGUGAGUCCUCUUGAAAAUGGGGUAUUCGGAGUGAAUCAGCAUCAGAUAGUGGCCAUUCUGCCUGUUGAGUCAUCUUAAUUGGGUUUUCUCUAAUUCAUGAUGACUGCUUUCGAAGAUAAGAUUGUAGGAAUUGAUUGAGAGUGGUUGUAGGUUUCUAGUUGUGGUGGGCUUUUAAUAUGCCUGUUAUUGGUGGUUGGGCUAUGAUUCUGCUGAGGAUUUGUAUCUCAGAAUCUUUUUGUUGGUCUGUAAUUGUUUAGUUGUAAAAUGUUUGGAGCGUUCAACCAAGGUUCAAAUCCUAAACGGCAGCUUCUCGUGCUUGAAAAUUUGCAAAAUCAUGUAUCCGUACGGAAGAUCAAUCCCAUAUGGUUUGCGUGACUGAACCAUUAAAUUUAUUUUUAGUAUAUUCUUAU